This is a messenger RNA of Papilio polytes (common Mormon), 770 nucleotides long. RefSeq lists its product as uncharacterized. NCBI's taxonomy places the organism in Eukaryota, Metazoa, Arthropoda, Insecta, Lepidoptera, Papilionidae. The transcript is spliced from 2 exons. Bases 304 to 561 code for a protein of 85 amino acids. The record is from RefSeq and is a predicted model, not a curated record.
ACAGAUUUCAAAAAAGGCACGUGUUAAAUAAAACAAACGUAUUUUUAAUCUUAAAGUACAGUAAUAACAAGUCUAUGAAACUUUCUAUGAAGAAGAAUAAAGCUAAGUCAAUAUAAAAAUAAUUUCCAACCUCCUAACAAGAUCAAUCAACGUUGUUGGCUGUUUUAAAUAAUUGAAACACGUCAAUUUUCAUGCCAUUUUUAUAAGCGCGAGCUGCGGGGGGAAUAUUAAAAAAGGGGGUGAUGUUUUCGAUGGGCGAACACUAUAUAAAGGCUUUGCCUUUUGUUUUACUUCGCCAUUUCUAUGUCCAGCACUUCAACAAAGCGGUAUCUGAUAAUUUCCACAAUGCGACUGGUGACUCUAAUCGGACUGGCGCUGGUGGUGGCAUUAGCGGCAUCGGUCCACUGGUGCGAGGGUGCGAUGAUAGGCUCGCGGCUGGCUGAUGAUGAUGAGUACCGCGCGCGCCGGCUGUACCGCGAGUACGGCAUGCGGCGCGCACCUCGUGCUGACGAUUCAUUCGAUGACUACGGACAUCUUCGCUUCGGCCGCUCUGACGACUGACCCUUACGAUGCGCCAAUAAACGCCCGAGUUUCUAAUUGAAUUGUAUCGAAUAUGUAAACGAAAUGUCUAUGGCUGGUACGAUAUUUCGUUAUGUGUAGUUGUUGAAUAUAGUCAUAGAUAAAUAAUAGUUCGACCUGAAUAGCAGUACAAUUGAUCAAAUGGCAAUUUAUUUUAGUUGUAUUUUCGUUGUAAGAUGAAACUACUUUAA